UCAACGGCGACGACGCGUCCUGUCGCCUGCACGACCGCCCAGGUCCUCUCAUAUCAUCCCCUUGCUGAGCGCCCCCUUGAGGAGCAGUAUCAGCAGCCUCAGGGCAGGAUCCCACACGUUUUCUGCACACGGUUGGUUGAGGGAGUCGCGUCAACAUGUUCUUCAUUAAAGAACUCACGCACUCGAUCCUCUUGCACCCCUCGUUCUUUGGGCCGCAGAUGACGAGCUUCCUGGAGGCGAAGCUCUACGCGGACGUCGAGGGGACCUGCUCCGGUCGCUUUGGCUACAUCAUUGCGGUCGUCAGCAUCCUCGACAUCGGGAAGGGCAUGGUCAUGAGCGGCAGCGGGCAGGCUGAGUUCAUCACGCGGUAUCGGGCCAUUGUGUUCAAGCCGUUUAAGGGAGAGGUCGUGGAUGGCGUGGUCAACAAUGUCACGAAGAUGGGAUUCUUCGCGGACGUUGGACCGUUGACGGUGUUCGUGUCACAUCAGCUCAUCCACCCGGACAUGAAGUUCGACCCUAACUCCAAUCCACCAUCCUUCGCUUCUGAAGAUGCAAUCAUCGAGAAGAACACGAAGGUCCGGUUAAAGAUCGUCGGCACGCGUGUUGACGCUACGGAAAUCUUCGCGAUUGGCACAAUAAAGGAAGACCACUUGGGCGUGAUCGAGUAGACGUCCCAAUAUCCUCUGUUGUUCUUCGCUCGCCCGCAAAGGAUGCGCUGUUUGCCCCUCGGGCGCCCUUCGAAAACCUUUUUGCGUGCUUUUUGGCGUGCCAGGUCAAGAUGGAGAGACCGGACAAAUACUUGACUGUCCAAGGGCCUGCCAUCGCAUGCUUGCGUGUAGCAUAGAGCCGUACACUAAUCCUAUUGGGACAGAGUAGCACCUUUUGAAUAGAUGCUAAGCCAUCUUCAA
Messenger RNA from Schizophyllum commune H4-8, 908 nucleotides. RefSeq lists its product as uncharacterized. The transcript has 7 exons. The record is from RefSeq and is a predicted model, not a curated record. Bases 156 to 668 code for a protein of 170 amino acids. Gene Ontology annotation, cellular component: P-body; RNA polymerase II, core complex. Gene Ontology annotation, molecular function: translation initiation factor binding; single-stranded RNA binding; single-stranded DNA binding. Lineage: Eukaryota; Fungi; Basidiomycota; Agaricomycetes; Agaricales; Schizophyllaceae. Gene Ontology annotation, biological process: DNA-templated transcription; positive regulation of translational initiation; transcription initiation at RNA polymerase II promoter.